CUGGGCUUGGAAUAACUUGUCCAAAAUGUCCAACAUCCAACUUUAUGUGAAGCUGUGAAGAAAUGGUACAAAAAUAUUAUGAAAAGUUUAAUUUUUAUUGAUUUGAACUAGUUUUGCAUAUUAUUAGCUUAAUCCAGUAUUAAUUGAAGUAUUCCUUAUCUGUAAUCAAUCGAAACCAGCUUUGUAAACUGAGGAAGAAGAAGGCAGACUUCAAAUGUUAGGAACAAGCAAAUGACUUCAUAACCACAACAUCUCUGGAAUAUUUUUCGACCGCAAAUGACAGAAAAUGGCCAGCGAAGACCAGCCUCAUCUUGUUCAGGCUCUCUACUCCUUCAAGGGACGCAAUAAUGAUGAAUUGUGCUUCAAAAAAGGCGACAUCAUAACGGUGACACAAACCGAGGAGGGGGGCUGGUGGGAGGGGACGUUUGGAGAAAAGACCGCCUGGUUUCCUUCCAACUAUGUCAAGGAGUACAAACCAAACAGUGACAGUCUCAGUCUGUCGAAGAGUCAGUCGACCGACUGGGCCGCCAAGCAGAAGGCCUACCGCAGUUUUGUGCUCAAGGAUCUCAUCGAAUCGGAGAAGGCACAUGUCAACGAACUGCAGGGCCUCUAUCACAACUUCCUGCUUCCAAUUGAAAAGGCUGAAAUGUGA
Nilaparvata lugens (brown planthopper) is the source of this 652-nucleotide messenger RNA. RefSeq names its product rho guanine nucleotide exchange factor 7-like. The transcript is spliced from 4 exons. Bases 287 to 652 code for a protein of 121 amino acids. The record is from RefSeq and is a predicted model, not a curated record. Gene Ontology annotation, molecular function: guanyl-nucleotide exchange factor activity; protein binding. Lineage: Eukaryota; Metazoa; Arthropoda; Insecta; Hemiptera; Delphacidae.